GAAGGUGUCAGAAGGCAGGGUGGUUUAAAUUUAACUGCAACAGGGCUGAUAUCUGCAUAGCAGGUCGAGUCUCUCUUCCUCUGCUCUCUCAUUCUCACACACACACACAUACAGUCUUCACAGUCACCAGCCACAGACAUCGUCAUAAACACACACACACACACACACACACACACACACAGCAGCUCCCUCAGUCUGUCAGGAGACGCUCCUCUUUUUCUCUCCCACCUAUCAGACCACCUGGAUUGUACAAGAGGCCAGCUGAGGACGCGACUGAGGAGAGAAAAGGGACGCUCACCGUUGGGAAGGGCAAACAUUCACGCUGAGGAUAACGCUUCAUUUGAGCCGGCAGGCUGAAGGCACAGCCAGUGGCACUGCAGAGGCACGAUAGCACAGUGGGCUAAAGCUUCACUGCAAGAGGUAGAGGAACAUGCGAUCCCGCAGCAACAGUCUGGAGGACGUAACCAAGGCCAAGCCGGUGCAGCAGCAGGAAAACACUCGCAAGCGAUCUACAGAGCGAGAAGAGCCCUCAGGCAGGGCUGAGCGCCGCAGUCGACACCGGGAGCCGCCGGACGACACUGGCACCAUUCAGCGCAAUGACAAAAGGGCUAAGAACAGCACCUGUGCUGGUGGGAGUGGGAGUGGCAGCACCAGCGGUGCUGCAAAGGCGGGUCAGAGGGAGAAGGGCAGGGACCUUUCCCGAGAUGACCUCGUCUUUCUACUAAGCUUGCUCGAGGGAGAGUUGCAGGCCAGAGAUGAGGUGAUCACAGUGCUGAAGGCAGAGAAAAUCGACUUGGCUCUGCUGGAGGCCAAAUAUGGCUUCGUCACACCACCGAAAGUCCUCCAGGCCCUGCAGAGGGACGCCAUCCAGGGCAAGGCUGAGGUCUUCCAGGAGGACAUCUAUGAGAAGCCCAUGGAAGAGUUGGACAAGUUAGUGGAGAAGCAGAGGGAGACGCAUCGGCGGAUGCUAGAGCAGCUGCUGAUGGUAGAACAGUCGCACAAACAGGCCCUUUUCAAGCUGGAGGAUGAAAAGAGGAACCACGGAGAGUUCAUGAAGAAGAGUGACGAGUUCACCAACCUGCUGGAGCAGGAGCGCGAGAGGUCAGUGUAUAAAAAAUUGAUGCCAGUCUUCCAACAAACGUAAUCACAAUCACUGCUUCAGCAAUGUAGUGUAAAUGUAUCUAUGCUGCUGUCCUAGGAUAAUUUUUUAUGAAAUAUGAUCUGAAAGCAAUU
Molecule: messenger RNA, 1233 nt
Organism: Micropterus salmoides (largemouth bass)
Lineage: Eukaryota; Metazoa; Chordata; Actinopteri; Centrarchiformes; Centrarchidae
Product: filamin A-interacting protein 1-like
Exons: 4
Coding region: 431-1144 (237 amino acids)
Source: RefSeq, a predicted model, not a curated record